UAGUUGUUAUGAAGCAGCGCUAUCGGAGUGACUUGUCAUUUGUUUUAAUGAAUCGGUAAAUGUAAUCAGUGCGUUAAUUAUCUAAAAAUGUGUAACAAUUAAAACUUAGGUAUUUGCCGUGUGCACUUUGAAUACACUUGAUUAUUAAUUUAUAUUGACGAAAAUGGUGAGUGUGCCUGGUAUGUACCAAACAAAAGAAGAAACGGGUUUGUGUUAUCGGAGCCGGCAUAGCUGGUCUCUCAUCGGCAAGAUAUUUAAAGGAAGAAGGAAUCGACUUCGUUGUAUUCGAAGCCACGAAGUAUAUUGGUGGUACGUGGCGUUACGAUCCAAGAGUUGGUACCGAUGAAAAUGGUCUACCAUUGCACACCAGCAUGUACAAGCAUUUACACACGAAUUUACCAAAACCAACGAUGGAAUUAAGAGGUUUCCCAUUACCAGAUGGAAUACCAUCGUUUCCUAGUUGGAAAAUUUAUUAUGAUUACUUGAAAGAUUACGCUAAGCAUUUUGACAUAGAAAAAUAUAUACAGUUCCGACACAAUGUUACUUUGGUGAGACGAGAACAUAACGUUUGGAAAGUGACACACGAACACGUCAUCACUGGGGAGGUGUUUGAAGAAAAUUAUGACUACGUCAUAGUCGGUAACGGGCAUUUUAGUACACCGAACAUGCCUAACAUACGGGGAGAGAAACUGUUCAAAGGAACAAUAAUCCACAGUCACGACUACCGUGUACCGGACGUUUACAAAGAUCGCAGGGUGCUUGUUGUCGGGGCGGGUCCAUCAGGAAUGGACAUAGGCCUUGACGUGGCUGAAUGCAGUAAGAGCCUCCUACACAGCCACCAUUCUAAAGUGAACUUCAGAACACCGUUCCCACCGCAUUACGUGAGGAAGCCUGACGUAAAGGAAUUCAAUGAGACUGGAGUUAUUUUUGUGGAUGGAACUUAUGAGGAAAUCGAUGACGUCAUCUACUGCACUGGUUUUCAAUACGACUAUCCAUUCCUAGACAAGACCUGUGGUCUAGAUAUAGACCCGCACAGCGUGGUCCCCCUGUACAAAUACAUGGUGAACAUCCGUCAGCCGAGCAUGGUCAUUUUGGGCUUAGUUGUUCGCGCUUGUCUCGUCGUAGCUCUAGACGCCCAGGCACGGUAUGCAACGGCCUUAAUAAAAGGAAACUUCACUUUGCCGAGCGAAGCAGAAAUGAUGGACGAAUGGCAAAGACGGGCUGAUGCGAUCCGAUCUAAAGGACUAAGAAUGUCUCACAUACACACCCUUGCAGAAAAAGAAGACGAAUAUUACGCUGAACUAUCGGAGCAAUCUGGAAUAGAAAGAGUUCCACCGGUCAUGUUCAAGAUACGCGCCAUGGACAUUGAAGCCAAGCUUGAAAAUCUGUACACGUACAGGCACUACGUGUACAAAGUCAUUGACGACAACACGUUCGUUAGGACCCUGGAAAAAGAACAGAUCAACGAUACUUUGGUGAUUUAGUGAUAAAUCGAAAGUUAUCGUCACGAAAUAAAUAUUCAUUACGCUUCUAUACUACUUCCGUUUCCUUAUUUUUUUGAUGACAGCUCCUGUGGAAACUUGAAUGAGCGUCUUUUUUACAUUAUAUAUACAUUAUUUAAUAAAAAUAUGACGCUUACGCAUGUACAAGGACAUAGCCUCAUAGCAGAGUCGGAGAAACUGAUAGGGAUGGAGCUAUCGAUAAACGUAACACGAUAACACAUCAGAUAUUUUUUUACAAAGUGUAAGAAACUAAACUAUUGCCGGAUAAUUUUGUACUAAUAUUACAUUUCAUUACAAGAUGUAAUUGUAUUGUGUUGAUUCUUUAUUUAUUUAUUUUAAUCAAAAUCUGAUGAAUCGUCACUGUCACUCGAUGACUCUCUCCUCAACAUUUAUUAUAAGUUCCUGCACUUCUAUAUUAUCAAAUGCCACAUGAAUUUCCCAAUACCACGCUAUAAUAUUUUGGGUUCUUCUCACAAUUUCUCACAAUCAACACGGAGGAACACAAAAUAUAACGUAAUGUAUGGAUAAUGUGAAAAGACUCAGCGAACAGAAAUGUAGUUACUAUAUCGCACGACCGUCUUCUUACGAGUGACAGAUUAAAACAAACACAAAAUGGCGGUAGGCCAUUGAGUGUUCUUAGCUUGAAAAAAUUAUUUUAAUUUUUUUGUAGUAUUUGUCUUUGUUCAAAACGUAAUAAAUAUAUGCGAUCGAUAUCAUUACUUAUUUGGUCACAACAUAACAACUAUCAAAUUACAAUUGUCAUCGAGAAAAUAAAGAAAUGGAAAUAGUUUAAUACACACGUUCGAAUGGAAUUAGCACAACGUCAUUUAAAAUUUAAUUUUAAUAAUGUCUAAUGCUAGUGCGCUAUAUUGUUUAAACAAAUAUUGGGGCUAUCCUUACCUGAAUGAAUACAAAUUUGAUUUUAUUUCAUUCAAAUAUCACGAAUACUCCUAGUAAAUUACGUCAACUACAAUUUAUUCUUCGUUUAAAUUGGCCUUUCAAACUCUAUAAACGAUUUUAAUAUCGUGCUUACGUUCUUUCUUUACAAACACGGUAAAUUUAAAAUCUAUAUUGUGAUACUAAAAUGUGAUAUGAAACGUUGAGAUCACAAAAAAAGAACUCCAUUAAAACCGGUUCUUUGUUGCUUGCGUUUUAUUAUAAUUAUAUUUAUUAUAGCAAAAAAACACACUGAGAUUUUUAUUCUUAUCUCUGGCUGUCAAUGAGUAGGAGCUAAUAUGUAUUAAUGUAUUCUGCUAAAUCAAAUACAAAACAGUUUAUAACAGGUUUCUGUUAACUUAAUAUUUAGAGAAAGAAGAAAUUACAAAACAAUUACAAAACUCUAGAACUGAGUUUUACAAUACUCAUUACAGUUUUUACAAUACAUAUAAUAUUUCAAUUUACUGUUAUUACAUUAAGUUCGAAAUUCAGUAAAGGCAAUAAUAUUUCAAUUACUUAAGGAUUAAGAAACGCAAAAAAAUAUAACACAGCGUUAUGUGCCUGUAUAACCUAGUAUUUAACCAUGACGUUACAAAUAACACAUAAUGAAUUUGUUCAGUAUCUUCUCAUCAACAUUAUUUGCUUCCAUCAUAACAUCAACAACAUUUAUUCUAUGGUGGUAUUAAAAUUAAACACAGAAAAAUAUUAAUUGAUUUUAUUUGUACUUAUUACUAUACAAUAUUUUGUUGUAAACAAAAACUAUAAUUAAUGGUAACGUUGAAGUAAAUAAAAUAAAUGUCAUCCUAAAAUUAUAAUUUAGUUUUCUUAAAACAACAUUCGUGUUCGAUGUCUCUCUAAUAUAUUAUGUUAAAAUAAGAAAUACAUUUACGCACCGAAAUGAUGUUCCUUGGAAUCAACUGCGUUUUAAUUGUAGUUUCCGUAUUUAGUUAAUAAAAAACUAAAACCCAUAAUGAAUAUAAGAAAUUAUUGAGAUCGGUUUUGUAAGAAUAUCGGAGUAUAAGAAGUUCUCAAACAUAGAGCAUUUAACGUUUGUGAUGGAAAUCGAGUGGAAUGCUCCGUCUCUUUCUGGCAAGGGAAGAAUUGCUCUAGAAUUAAUUGUAUGCGCUUGAACAGAAAUCCACUGCGAUGGUCGAACCAGACAUAUUCGACUCUUAACACCUCAAAUCACGAUGCCUAUCUACGCAGCAGAAGAUAAGACACAGUUGACCCAGGAUAAUCCAGGAGAAAGUUAUUUAGAGAGACCACGACCUUCGGCUUUAAGGAUUAUCGACGCAAGGAAGAGGAAGAUGGCUUGCGUUGUAAUCCAAAAAAAAUGACUUUCCUGUUUAUUAUGAAAUUAAAAUGCCUGAAUAUAAUUUUGUAUUCCUGAAAUGUGUGGUAUGAUCAACACAUAGAUCCAAAUCUAUUAAAACUUUCCUAUACACCAUAGUCAAUAUGUUUUAAGCUAUUGCAUAGCUUUUAGCGCCGUCGUUGAGCGCGGCGACCGAAUCAAGAAAUUCCGUAACGAAAAUAAAACCUAACA
Messenger RNA from Bombyx mandarina (wild silkworm), 3981 nucleotides. RefSeq names its product flavin-dependent monooxygenase FMO2 (gene FMO2). Gene Ontology annotation, molecular function: flavin adenine dinucleotide binding; NADP binding; N,N-dimethylaniline monooxygenase activity. The record is from RefSeq and is a predicted model, not a curated record. NCBI's taxonomy places the organism in Eukaryota, Metazoa, Arthropoda, Insecta, Lepidoptera, Bombycidae.